AGGCGCCAGGCGGCCUACAGCUUCAGCUUCUAGAACUCCAUGAGCUUGAAAUACAUCACAACGCUUUGUGUGCGCCAGUAUCGCCCGCGCACUUCCAUACAGAAUGGUGUCUCAUAUCCACCCCUCGAGGCAGGCUUUUGUGGAGGAGGGAUCCGAUGACGACGAUCAAGAUAUGGGGGUCGAGCUGACCAACAUCCCUCUCGACCAUGACUAUACCAUGCGAUCCGCUGGAGGCGAAACAAGUAUGCCGUCGGAAAAGGCGAGUGCCAUCAUGUCACAGUUCGAGCGAAAGCGCCGGGCUGCUGCCAUUGCCGUACCCACUGACGAUACGCGUGUCCGGGCGCGAUUAAGAGAAUUGAAAGAGCCAAUGACCCUAUUCGGAGAAGGACCCGCGGAGCGAAGAGACCGUCUGCGAGAGAUAUUGACGUCGAUCCAAGAAUCGGCUGAUCACCUACAGGAUGAGGUCAUGCGCGAUGCGACUGAGCAGCCUGACGACGAAGGUGAAGCGCAAGAAGAGUUCUAUACCAUAGGGACAGACGCACUACUGAAUGCGAGAAAGCACUUGGCAAAAUACUCUCUGGCCAAAGCUCAAGGACGAGUACUGUAUCAAAAACAGGAGGCUACCAUCCCGCUCAGGUCGCACGUAAAGCACCGCGAAGACAUAAAGCACGGCCUCGCGACGUUUGAACUUUUCGGCUCGCAGGUCGCCGGUGACAGACCUGUCAGUUUAGCUCGAUUCUCACCAAAUGGCCAGUUGGUCGCAGCUGGCCAUUGGGGAGGUGGAAUCAGGAUCCUAGAUGUGCCAAACCUCGAACAGAAGCAUAUUUUCAGGGGACAUACAAGCCAGAUUGGUGGGUUGACAUGGUCUCCGGGUGCUACAUUACCAGGAAGCAAUGUCUCUACAGGAUCAGUCAAUUUGGCCUCAGGGGGUGGAGAAGGACAGAUACACCUAUGGUCAUUGGAGAAAGAUGUGCCGCUAGCUACACUAUCUGGACAUCUCGGACGCGUAUGCCGAACUGAAUUCCAUCCCUCGGGCAGGUACCUCGCUUCUGCAUCGUAUGAUACCACCUGGCGCAUGUGGGACGUAGAGACAACAACCGAGUUACUGCUACAAGAAGGUCAUUCGAAAGAGGUAUACACAGUUGCCUUUAACCCUGAUGGCUCCCUCGUGGCCAGCGCCGGUCUUGACAGCAUAGGUCGUGUAUGGGAUGUCCGCAGUGGACGCUCUGUCAUGGUCCUGGACAGCCACAUUAAGCCAAUCUACGCUCUGGACUGGAGCAUCGACAGUCAUCGCAUCCUGACCGGCUCCGGCGAUGGGUUUGCCAAGUGCUGGGACAUCAGAAAGAUCAGAGAAACAACAGCGAUUGCGUCCCAUCAGGGAGGUGUCACAGACCUGCAUUGGUUCAAAGGCGUAGAUGGCCCAUAUAGCGGCAAACCCCUCGCAACAGACGCAGAAGGAAUGCCGGUGCCGAAGCACGCAGGCACGUACUUUGUCUCAUGCGGCUUUGACAAGAAGAUCAAGAUAUAUUCAUCCGACGACUGGGAGAUUGUCAAGGUGCUCAGUGGUCAUACUGGAAAUGUUCUCAGCGUAGACGUCUCCUCGGACGGCGAAUAUAUUGCCAGUAGCGGCCACGACCGAACGGUGAAGAUAUGGAAGAGAGAUUUGCCUGUGACUGAAGCUAGAGAGAACAUGGAGGAGUGAGACAGAUGAUAUUCUCCCGUAUCGUGAGAUAUAUCUCUCCUCCAAUCACUCUUGAGCAUAGCACAUGCUUACACAGGCACAGCGAUCCGAGACGUCAGCCAAGCUGGCGACAAGCUCAAGGCUCUUGAAGGAAGAGCUUCGUCGGUAAUGUGAGGGACUCUACUAGUGCCGUCAGACGAACCAUGCUGAAGGCAGAUAGUGAGCGAAAUGAGACCAUCGCUCAAGUAAGAGAGAAGUAAACUCUGGGGUUCUGCACGAAGAGGAGCGGCCAAGAUACUGAUACCAACAAAAUGAAAAGCUUUCACAUCAAUUUUUUGCUGUCGACGCACCAAGC
This is a messenger RNA of Pseudovirgaria hyperparasitica, 2036 nucleotides long. RefSeq names its product U4/U6 small nuclear ribonucleoprotein-like protein Prp4. The coding region runs from base 104 to 1702 and encodes 532 amino acids. NCBI's taxonomy places the organism in Eukaryota, Fungi, Ascomycota, Dothideomycetes, Acrospermales, Acrospermaceae. Gene Ontology annotation, molecular function: protein binding; U4 snRNA binding; U6 snRNA binding. Gene Ontology annotation, cellular component: U4/U6 x U5 tri-snRNP complex. Gene Ontology annotation, biological process: mRNA splicing, via spliceosome. The transcript has 3 exons. The record is from RefSeq and is a predicted model, not a curated record.